Prunus armeniaca (apricot) is the source of this 405-nucleotide messenger RNA. NCBI's taxonomy places the organism in Eukaryota, Viridiplantae, Streptophyta, Magnoliopsida, Rosales, Rosaceae. The record is from the annotation of a GenBank genome assembly.
AUGCCUAAUGGCGCCUCGGAGCGAGGCGAAUGGAAAUCACCUCAAGCAUUCGUCUGUUUAGCUUGCUGCACGUUUAGUGGAGUGAGGUGUGGUGAGGCGGCCAGGCAGAGCGAGGCAGAACGGUGCCACUAUUUCUGCGUUCUGCAAGCCUAUAACGCGAUGAAGAAGAUGAAGUUUUUUUUUUAUAGGCCGAUUGUAGGAGCUUUUGGUCCUUCUUCUUGUAGAUUGCGUAGGCGUGCCACCACCAAGCCACUAAAUGGCUUGAAUGGAAAAGGUUGGAUUAUUGUGUUCGUGCUUCUGAAUUCUAACCAGCCGAUUGAUCGGCCAAGCAAGGAACCUCCUCUUGGCCUAGGUUCUUUCACUUCCUUAGAGUCGAGGAUGGUUAGGUUUCGUAUAGUUAUUUAA